UACAGCACUGGCUGACAAUUACAGGAACUGUCAGCGCGCAAAAAAUCAGUAUGCGCUUUAACAUGGCUAGCAAAUUGUUAAAUUUUGGCUCAAAGCUGUUCAAAACAUCGAAGAAUUUCAUAAAUGCUGCAUACGUAAGGCGCAGCACAUCGACGAAUGCCAGGAAAUGGACUGGAGCCAGAAGCCAGAAGGUGUUGACCUUUGGCGCACUGACUGGAGCAGCCGGACUAUUGAUGUACGCCUUGGAUGUCAGUGUGGAUGCCUCCAGCGACUGUGUGCAUCCGUCCAAGCAGGGCUGGGGCCACAAGGGCCUGCUGUCGGCCGUCGACAAGGAGGGCGUGCGUCGCGGCUAUCAGGUGUACAAGGAGGUGUGCGCCUCCUGCCAUUCCUUGCAGUAUAUUGCCUAUCGUAAUCUGGUGGGCGUCUGCAUGACGGAGGCGGAGGCCAAAUCGGAGGCGGAAGGCAUCACCGUGCAUGACGGGCCCGAUGAGGACGGCAACUACUUCGAUCGUCCCGGCAAGCUCUCCGACUAUUUGCCACUACCCUAUCCCAAUGAGGAGGCCGGUCGUGCGGCAAAUAACGGCGCCUAUCCGCCGGAUCUGAGCUAUAUUGUGUCUGCACGCAAGGGCGGCGAGGAUUAUGUAUUUUCCCUGCUGACGGGCUACUGUGAUCCGCCGGCUGGCUUUUCGCUGCGCGAGGGCCUCUACUUUAAUCCGUACUUCAGCGGCGGCGCCAUAGCCAUGGGUCAGCUGAUAUCCAAUGAAUCGGUUACCUAUCCGGAUGACAAGAUAUCGCCGUCGGCCAGCCAAAUCGCCAAGGAUGUGGUGACGUUUCUCGCCUGGACUUCGGAGCCGGAGGGCGAUAUUCGCAAGCUGCUCAUCAUCAAGGUGACAAUAAUCUCCACGUUUCUGAUUGCGCUCACCUAUUACAUCAAGCGCUUGAAGUGGUCGUCUUUGAAGUCGCGCAAGAUAUUCUUUAUGCCGGAGGUGCAGCAGAAAGCCAAGCAGGAGAGCAGUAAAGGUGAUGGCUGCCCAAAAUAAUUGCAGUCCAUUUCAACGUAAUAAUAAACGUUAAAAAAUUA
Molecule: messenger RNA, 1081 nt
Organism: Drosophila montana
Lineage: Eukaryota; Metazoa; Arthropoda; Insecta; Diptera; Drosophilidae
Product: cytochrome c1, heme protein, mitochondrial
Exons: 1
Coding region: 51-1040 (329 amino acids)
Biological process (GO): mitochondrial electron transport, ubiquinol to cytochrome c
Molecular function (GO): heme binding; electron transfer activity
Source: RefSeq, a predicted model, not a curated record